Penicillium daleae is the source of this 414-nucleotide messenger RNA. RefSeq names its product transcription elongation factor 1 family protein. Bases 1 to 414 code for a protein of 137 amino acids. Lineage: Eukaryota; Fungi; Ascomycota; Eurotiomycetes; Eurotiales; Aspergillaceae. Gene Ontology annotation, molecular function: RNA polymerase II complex binding. Gene Ontology annotation, biological process: transcription elongation by RNA polymerase II. The transcript has 4 exons. Gene Ontology annotation, cellular component: transcription elongation factor complex. The record is from RefSeq and is a predicted model, not a curated record.
AUGGUACGUUUUGCUAUAGCUGGCUCCACGGAUGCUAACAACCAAUUUGCGUCACAGGGAAAGCGCAAGAAGUCAAGCCGACAGCCCCAGGGGCCCCGAAAGCGGGAACCUCUUGCAACCACUUUCGCCUGUCUCUUCUGUAACCACGAGAACUCGGUCGUCGUCAAACUCGAUAAGAAACUGGGCCUAGGUGACCUCUCUUGUAAGGUGUGCGGUCAAAAGUUCCAGACCGGCAUCAACUAUCUGUCUGCCGCCGUGGACGUGUACUCGGACUGGGUGGAUGCAUGUGACGCCGUGGCCAAGGACACGGCCAACCAGUAUGAUGGCGCCGUGGGAUCGAUAGGCAAUAGCAAGUCUGAUGCUCUGGCCAAUGCUGGCCAUGGAGAUGCCUACGAGGACGACGACGACUAUUGA